Molecule: messenger RNA, 987 nt
Organism: Closterium sp. NIES-65
Lineage: Eukaryota; Viridiplantae; Streptophyta; Zygnematophyceae; Desmidiales; Closteriaceae
Source: the annotation of a GenBank genome assembly
AUGUUCUGCGCGUGCUGCUGCGCGCAAUGCUGCGAGUCGCUCGGCGCAUGCUGCUGCGCGGUGUGCUCUCUGGGGACGUCGCGGCGCGUGGCCAAGUACAUCUACGGGCUCCUCUUCCUCCUCGCGCUCGUCCUCAUGUGGUGCUUGCGGGACUUCGGCCACACCGCCCUCAUGCACUUACCCAGCUUCAAGUCAUGUCAACCUGGCGACCAGGCAUGCACAGCAGCGACGGUGGUGCUGUGCACGGGCCUGGGCAUGUCGCUCUUCUUCGCGCUCAUGUCUGCAACCACCACGGGGGCGCGCGUGGACGGCGGGGCCCGUGACACGUGGCAUUCCGGCUGGUGGCCGCCCAAGCUGCUGCUCUGGGCGGCAUUGCUUGGCAUGACAGUCUUUCUUCCCUUAGGUAGUCGACUCAAAAGGGGCCCGUGGCACGUGGCACUCCGGCUGGUGGCCGCCCAUGCUGCUGCUCUGGGUGGCAUUGCUUGGCAUGACAGUCUUUCUUCCCUUAGCACCUACCUAGACCGUAUGAUAGACGUAUCCUCCGCCUUCUCCCUUCUGCCAUCCUGUGCAGGCGUGUUGAGAAUCUACGGCUACGUGGCUGUGUUGGGGGCGGUGAUCUUCGUCGUUAUCCAGCUUGUCAGCAUGCUGAACUUUGUCUUCGUGUGGAAUGACACGUGGCAGGCAGACAAGAAAUGGCAAGUGUUGGCAGCGGUGGUAACCAGGGUGUGCUACCUGGCAGUGGCAGCAGCAGCAGCCCUCGUGCGCCUCUUCUUAAUGCCUUCCUCACUUCUUCCCUUUUCCUGUUCCCCCCAAUCCCCUCUCUCCCCUCAGGCAAGUGUUGGCAGCGGUGGAAACCGGAGUGUGUUACCUGGUAGUGGCAGCAACAGCAGCGCUCAUCUAUCUCUUCUCUAUGCCCUCCUCCUGCUCGCUCAGCCUCUUCUUUUCAUCUCCUCCCACCCCUCAGGCACGUGCUGGCAGCGGUGGUAA